UGCUCCCCUCCUGGCCCUCCCCCUGUGACUCACUUCCCUCUCCACCCAGUGACCAGAAACCCCAAUUAGUGCACCGCUUCGCUCGCCAUGCUUCGGGCAAGGUUACCGUUCCCAACUGUACUCCACGUGGAUCGUAAAGAAGUCAUGCUGUGGACACCUGUCUUGUAAUCCUGGCAGUUCCUAAUCUGCAGAGAAUAUAACCAGGCAAUGGCUGAUCCGGUAUCUGCAGAUGGAGUCCCUAUAGCCCUUGAGCUCUGUCAUGACUGUGGACAAUCUCACCUGGUAACUGAAAACCACAUCUACAACUUCCAGGACGAGGUAGAUGAUGAGCUGAUCUGCCACAUAUGUCUGCAGCCACUGUUGCAGCCAAUGGACACUCCUUGUGGUCAUACUUACUGUUACAGGUGCCUAAAGAACUUUCUACAUGAGAAGGACUUUUGUCCUAUGGACCGCAAAAAGUUAUGUUUCCAAGACUGUCACAAAUCCAGUCUCCUGGUGAGAAACUUACUGGACAAAUUGAGCAUUAUCUGUCCCUUCCUGGGGGAAUGCAAAGAGGUCAUGCAACGCUGUGAGCUGGAGCCCCACCUACGUAACAGAUGCACAGGCUUCAGGAAGUACAGGGCAACUAGAGAGAAGACUGCUCCUAUGUCUUCAGGAAAAGACUCACGUGAUCCUGAACUCUCCCCAACUAGUGGCAUUGCUGAGGUCCUGGCAGAGUCAUCCCUGGCUGCUGUGGUCGCUCUAGGUACAUCAGAGCCAGGAUUGGUGAACCCGGCCUUUGAUGAAAAUGAUGAUGAUCAUUCUCAUAGGACAAGUCUGGUAGCAGAGACGAGUACAGUGGAGAUACAUCGUGAUGAUCCUGAAGAGGAGCUUGGCAUGCGCAUCGUGGGGGGCAGAGAUACUCCCCUUGGGAAUAUUGUGAUACAGGAUGUGCUCAAAGACUCUUUAAUAUCCACGGAUGGCAGACUUAUGCCGGGGGAUCACAUUCUAGAGGUUAAUGGACUGAACAUCAGCAACGUGUCCCACGGUCAAGCCAUCGCCAUGCUUCGGCAGCCUUCUCCGAUCUUGUACCUCACUGUGCUUCAAGAGAAAGGCUUCUCUCAGAGGUCCCAGCGUGCAGAGGGCAGCACCACCGCCAACCUAAACAAGGAAGUGAUCCAAGUCACUCUGCUGAAACGGGAUCGGACGGAGCCUCUAGGGAUCAAGCUAGUCAGAAAGACAGAGGAGCCUGGGGUCUUUGUCCUGGAUUUGUUAGAUGGCGGCCUGGCUGCAAAGGAUAGAAGACUAAGGUGUAAUGACAAGAUCUUGUCUAUUAAUGGACAUGAUCUCAGGCAGGGGACGCCAGAGACAGCAGCACAAAUUAUCCAGAUGAGUGAGGCGCGGGUGAACUUUGUGGUCCUCAGACAAUGUACGGUACAGCCAAUGGAUGUCAUGGAAGAAGGAACGUCAUCUGGAAGCAGCAGUAGCAAUGGAGGAAGCCCUGUACAUGCACGCAAGAGGCCCAGUGUACGUCCUUCCCGAAGGAAGUCCACAAACCAGAGGGACCAGCAUCAGUUGAGCUCUGGCCUGGAGAAGACGGUCACUUUGAAGAAAGAGCCAAGAGAGUCUCUGGGAAUCACCAUAGGAGGAGGCCGGGAUCAUAGAAAUAAGCUCCCGGUCUAUGUGUCCAGCGUUCAGCAGGUUGGGUGUCUUUACAGAGAUGGCAGAAUAAAGAAAGGUGAUGUGCUACUCGGUAUCAAUGGGACUGACCUGACUUGUCUGAGUUAUUUGGAUGCAGUGACUGCACUAAAGUCAAAUGCUGCCUCCCACACCGUGGUCCUGAAGGUCUUGGAAUUGGCAUCUGUGGAGAGACCAGGAGAAGUCACAGAAGGUGGUGUUGUCGCAAGAGAUCCCGGGGGCAUCUGGUCUCCUCUUUGGGCUCAUUGGCUUGGUCUACCCAGCUCCCUGCACUGGUGUAAGCACAUUUCUUUACGGAAGAGUACCUUGGAAAGCUGGGGGUUCAGUAUUGUUGGAGGCUACGAAGAGACCAAGGGAAAUCAACCUUUCUUUAUCAAAACCAUAGUGCCGGCUACACCAGCCUUUUUUGAUGGCAGAUUGAAGUGCGGAGAUGAGAUUGUUGAAGUGAAUGCUGUGUCUGCCAUAGGAAUGAGUAAUGCAGAGCUGAUCCCUAUGCUGAAAGAGCAGAAGAACAGGGUCACCCUGACGGUGGUCUCUUGGCCCGGGAGUCUUGUGUGACUGUCGGAACGUGCACACUUUCUCUGAGCCUUUUGCAAGACCUCGUGGAAUCAAUAGAACUCUUGCAAUUUCCUUAUGAAGUAAAAAGUGUAAUGUAAUUGCUGAUCUCUUUUAUUCUUUCCAGGAUUAGGGAUUUAAAAUGUAGAUACUUUUAUUAUAAACUGAAAGCCUAAAAUAUUCGGCUCUAGCCUUGGGAGCUGAUCGGUACAGCAUUUUAUACCACACUCCAUUGUGGAGUAAUAACAACAGUUAUUGAGGGAAAACCGACCUGGUUCUGAUAUUCCCUCAGGGAGAAUAUUAGUCGCUGCUUUCUGGACAAUACACAAUAUGAUUUACCUAAUGAUCUUCUUUUAUUUUAAAAUGAAGUUUGCUGUUACAUAGCAUUGGUGUUUCACAUUAUCGUAUAUAAUGUUGCCUUUUAUAUUGACAUUACCUAAAUCUAAUCAAGGACCCUCUAUUAUAUAUUGGGGAAGUCAGUUUGUCCAGUAUAGCUCUAAUCAACUGAUAACAUACUGUAUAAUGCAAAAUAGUAAUUCAAAUAAUUACCAGCAACGGUAACGGUAUCUUCUGGUCACACUAGAACACAACGUUCCAUCUAUAAAUAUACAGUGAUUGUACACUGGAUCAUCUAAUGGAAAAUUCUUAUGUUAAGGAUAUUUAAAAUGACACUUGGCCAAAUAUCCUGUCAUAAUUCUUUCUCUAAACUGUAGAUAAAUGUAAAUGCCUUGAAUCCACUAGUUGGGUUAGUAACCUCGUGUGAGGACCCUCUGGCUUUGAUUAGACUUUUUCUUUUAUAAAGCUGUGAGUCUGAUGGAGGCUGAAUUCUCAAGUAACUGCAUAAUUUAUGAUAUGAAGUAAUAAAAGUUGCUAGUAAAAAUGUAAGUUUUGCAAAUUGUGAAGUCUGUAAUUGUUUAAUUAAAGUUAUCAGCUGCAGACUGGUCCUGAUUCACAAAUACUCCGUUCUGGAAAAGUAAGUUAAUAGAUAUCUGAUUUUGUACAAUUGUGAAAUAAAGUAUGCAUAGAAUGCUUCUACUUGUUUGUUUUUUAAA
Messenger RNA from Pseudophryne corroboree (corroboree frog), 3284 nucleotides. RefSeq names its product ligand of Numb protein X 2-like. Bases 208 to 2235 code for a protein of 675 amino acids. Gene Ontology annotation, molecular function: metal ion binding; ubiquitin-protein transferase activity; protein binding. Lineage: Eukaryota; Metazoa; Chordata; Amphibia; Anura; Myobatrachidae. The transcript has 11 exons. The record is from RefSeq and is a predicted model, not a curated record.